Orbilia oligospora ATCC 24927 is the source of this 705-nucleotide messenger RNA. RefSeq lists its product as uncharacterized. The coding region runs from base 1 to 705 and encodes 234 amino acids. NCBI's taxonomy places the organism in Eukaryota, Fungi, Ascomycota, Orbiliomycetes, Orbiliales, Orbiliaceae. Gene Ontology annotation, biological process: translational termination. The record is from RefSeq and is a predicted model, not a curated record. Gene Ontology annotation, cellular component: mitochondrion. The transcript is spliced from 4 exons. Gene Ontology annotation, molecular function: translation release factor activity.
AUGGCGUGUCUGAAUAUGCUACGAAGUAUCUAUGGUACCGGCUUGUCACUUCGGUCGAGAAGAAUCAUGCUGUGUGAAUAUGCACUCUUUCGCCCACUGAGUUCGACAACCCUAUUAUUCAAGAAGCAAAUGCCACCGAGGCCAAAGGUUGAUGAAAACGAUAUUGAAGAAAAGUUCCUUAAGGGCAGCGGUCCGGGUAUGGUAUUUCCUCAUGAUGCAGAUUAUAUCGAAGAACAGAACAAAACCUCCUCGGCCGUCCAACUGCGCCAUAUUCCCACAGGUAUAGUCGUGAAGUCACAAGAAACCCGCUCUCGCGAACAAAACCGGAAAAUAGCACGCCAAUUACUUGCGUCUAAACUCGAGGACAUCGAAAAGGGAGAACAGAGUCGGAACAAUGUCAUCAAUGAAGUUAAGAAAAAAAAGAAGGCUAGUAAGCGGAAGAAGAGUUUGAGAAAGUACCGGAAAUUAGAAGAGGUAAAGGCUGGAACAGCAGGACAGAUCACUGCUGGGGAUGAUGUUACAUCUGCUGCAGCCGGAGAGCUCGAAGCGGGCGAGGAAGAUGAACCCGAAGAAAGUGACGAUGAGGAGGACGACGACGACGGGGAUGAUGAUGGACAUGAUGAGACUAGUCAUGGCGAAAGCGACGAGGAAGAGUCGCGGGUUACGCAAGAGCAAGGCAGAAAGGGUGACUCCAGCGAGUCAUAG